UCUCCAUCCGCCCACCAUCUUGGAUCUGCACUCCUGCCCUGCUCGCCCAAGCGCCCCCACUGCACAAGCUCGCACCAUGAUGGCCUCCAACACUAUUCUCACUCCCGAGGUUCUCUGGGCUCAACGACCGGACGAGCUCUUCGUUACCAUCUCGGUCUCCGAUCUUGUCAACCCCUCCAUCGACUUUUCUUCCUCCCACCUCAAGUUCUCCUCCGACACUGUCGAUGGCAAGCGCUACGAAGUCACCCUGGAGUUUCUGAAGGAGAUCGAUCCUCAGGCCUCCAAAAAGCACGUCACCGCCCGUCAGGCCUUCUUCGUGCUCUCCAAGAAGGACAAGAACGAGGCUUAUUGGCCACGCUUGCUCAAGGCUUCUGGCAAGCCGCACUUUCUCAAGACUGAUUUUGCCCGAUGGAAGGAUGAGGAUGACGACGAAGAGGAAGACACUGGCAAGCCCAACUUUGACAUGGACAUGAGCCAGCUGGGCGACUUUAAUGGCAUGGACUUUUCAAAGAUGGGCGGUAUGGGUGGCCUCGGCGGUAUGGGUGGCCUCGGCGGCAUGGGUGGCCUUGGUGGAAUGGGCGGCCUCGGCGGCAUGGGCGGCGACGACUCGGAUGACGACUUGCCUGAAGACGAAGAGGCUCCUCCUACCGAGUCUGCUUAAGACGACUGGGCAUUGACGAUGUUUGGAAAAUACAGACAAGAAUCCCGGUCAUUGGGAGCGUAUGAUCGCGUUGUAGCGACCAUGAAACGAAAUGGGACAUCGUAUUGAUGAAAUAACCCAUCGCCGUUUUAUCCUUUUCGGAAUCAUGAAUAUAUUUGUUCAGUAAGCAUGUACAAGAGCACCAUCC
Molecule: messenger RNA, 848 nt
Organism: Polychytrium aggregatum
Lineage: Eukaryota; Fungi; Chytridiomycota; Chytridiomycetes; Polychytriales
Product: HSP20-like chaperone
Exons: 3
Coding region: 77-661 (194 amino acids)
Biological process (GO): protein folding; chaperone-mediated protein complex assembly
Cellular component (GO): cytosol; nucleus
Molecular function (GO): Hsp90 protein binding; protein-folding chaperone binding
Source: RefSeq, a predicted model, not a curated record